Molecule: messenger RNA, 961 nt
Organism: Brassica oleracea var. oleracea
Lineage: Eukaryota; Viridiplantae; Streptophyta; Magnoliopsida; Brassicales; Brassicaceae
Product: PLASMODESMATA CALLOSE-BINDING PROTEIN 3-like
Exons: 4
Coding region: 198-755 (185 amino acids)
Source: RefSeq, a predicted model, not a curated record
GUAGAGAGAGAGAGUGUGUAAUAUGCCCUCUGUAUUUUCAAUGCAGUGACUCUCUUUCUCUCUCUUUAGCCACAACUCUUUGGUAGCUUCAAAAUCUUCUCUUAUCUCUUCCAUUCUAUCAGCGCAAACAAGCAGCAUCCAAAUCCUGUGCUUUAAAAAAAAAAAAAAAAUCCUGUGCUUAACUCUGUUGCAACACCAUGGCUGUUGUUGUUCUUGCUGUGAUUUUGUUGGCUAUGGUUGGUCACUCAAGUGGGACAUGGUGUGUAUGCAGAGAAGGAUUAAGCGAAGCAAUGCUGCAGAAGACACUGGACUACGCAUGUGGCGCAGGAGCUGAUUGUGGACCCAUUCACCAGAACGGACCUUGCUUUAACCCAAACACCGUCAAGUCUCACUGCUCCUACGCUGUCAACAGCUUCUUUCAGAAGAAACGUCAGUCUCAGGGAACUUGUGACUUCGCCGGCACAGCCACCGUCUCAGCCUCUGAUCCCAGCUACACUACUUGUGCUUUUCCUGCAAGUUCCAGUGGAAGUGGGACAAUGACACCGGUGACGACAACACCAUCGACAAGAGUCCCUACGACAACUAAUACAAGACCCUACACAGUCACACCUUCAACAGGAGGUGGUUUAGGGAUUCCAGCCGGUGGUUUCAACCCAGACUACACAGAUCCAUCCUAUUCCUUUGGAUCCAAACUCCAAAGCCCAAGAGCCACCACUUUAUUUUUUUUAUUCAUGCUCUUCUACUUGUUGAUCUAGUAGAGUAACCAACAACUAACGUUGGACUGUGGAUCAUGUGACUGUGUGGGUCUCUCUCUCCCACUAAUGGAAUCUUUUGAGAGAGACUUGUUUUCUUCAAUCUCUGUCUGGCUUUUUCCUAGCUGUUAUCCACUUGCUUCUGCAAAAGAAAAAAAUUGUACAUUAUGAUUUUAAGUAAGGUGACGGCAAAUAUUUAAGGUUAUAUC